This is a messenger RNA of Mucor mucedo, 2388 nucleotides long. RefSeq lists its product as uncharacterized. The record is from RefSeq and is a predicted model, not a curated record. Gene Ontology annotation, biological process: signal transduction; regulation of GTPase activity. NCBI's taxonomy places the organism in Eukaryota, Fungi, Mucoromycota, Mucoromycetes, Mucorales, Mucoraceae. Bases 1 to 2388 code for a protein of 795 amino acids. Gene Ontology annotation, molecular function: phosphatidylinositol binding. The transcript has 7 exons. Gene Ontology annotation, cellular component: cytoplasm.
AUGAAUUUACAAGAUUUUAAGGAACAAAACGACCAUUACUGGAAAAUCAUUGAGAAACAGCGGAAAAUCAUCCAAAAUUUACAAAAAACUGUGACACAAUUGACUGCAGAAAAUGAUUACCUUCAGAAAAAAAAUAAGGAAUAUUUGACACAAUUUGACAGUGUCACACAUCAUCCUUUAUCCGUCGUAGAAGCAAAUUUGCCUGUUCCGCCACCAAGAUCGCCUUAUAGGGUUCAUAAAGAGCAGAAAAGACCUCCUGUACUUCAAUUGAAGACAUCAAACCAUCGUGUCGUAUCCAUUCCUUCGCCCACAAUUAGUCGUCGCUCAUCAUUAUCCCCCAACGGCAAAAGUAGAACAUCACAGUUAGAUAAACAGAGAACUUUGAAAUCAAGCAAGUCUGAGCCUUCAACCCCGAUAAAACCACGUACGCCUCGUUUUGAAUCCUUAAUGAUGUCUAAUCAACAACCCAAAAUUACUACACCUGUAUUGUCCAAUUUUUCAAACAUUCGAUUCAAUGUUGUGAACUCAAGUAUACAUAUCGAUGAUAAAGGAAAAGAAGUGCCAUUAUUCACAAUCGGAAUCAUUCAACUGAAAGAAAACUAUGAAAUUUGGCGGAUAGAAAAAAAUUUAAACGACUUUCUGAAUUUGGACGCUCAGUUAAAAGAGGGCACAAUGGCCCAUUUAAAGAGGUUACCCGAUAAAGUCAUGACUCAUGUACCUGCAAAAGUAGAUGAAAGAAAGGCUAUGAUCGAGGAAUAUCUGCAGCAUGCUAUCACAUUGAGAACAGUAGAUUUGAGAAUUAUAAGCGCAUUUUUAAGUACCGAUCAGAUUUGUGAAUUGCCUAUUCAGGCAGAUAAUGUCGUAAAGCAUGGUCAUCUUACUAAAAGGGGCAAGAAUUUCGGGGGUUGGAUGUCAAGAUACUUUAUAUUAGAUCAUACUGGAUUAUUGAAAUAUUAUGAAAGUAAAGAUGGACAGUUUCUAGGCACAAUUAGUCUCAUAGACUCACAGAUUGGAUGCCAACCCCAAGGCCACGAUAACUUUAGACAUGCUUUUCUAAUCUUGGAACCCCGUACCAAUGGCACCAAUUAUAAGCACAUUUUUUGUGCGAGUUCCGAUGAUGAAAGAGAUAGCUGGGUCGAAGCACUUCGUUAUUAUACACAAAAACUGCAUAUUACAGAAGACGUUAUGAAUUCUUUCUUUUGUGAAGAUGUGGGUAUGACAGGUGUCUUGGAACCUUCAUCGUCGACCGAAUCAGCUUCUAUGGUAAGGAAAAGACCCAGCAUGGAUAAUAUCUUUCAUUACUUUGGCCGCAGAGCUUCAAAGGAUCUGACAAGCCCAAAAGAUGAUUUCCAAGAAGAUACUGAAGAAGUUAGAAAACCCAAACAACGCGCAAGCAAAAAAACUUUUUGGAAGAAAAAAAUGUUCAGUAACAGCACUUUCGAUGCACACCCAAUUGACUAUAAACACAUGUUAGACGACUAUGAAGAAACAAAAGGCGACUCGCAAGUAUUUGGUAUUCCCUUACAGAAUGCAGUUAUGGUUGCCCGUGUGUAUGACCAAUACCAAUUGCCCGCUAUUGUACACCGCUGUAUUGAAUAUAUGGAAAUGAAAGACGCUCUAGUUGAAGAAGGGAUCUAUAGAUUAAGUGGAAGUGCUGCUUUGAUGAAGAGUUUAAAGAAAAGAUUUAACGAGGAUGGCGAUGUCAAAAUUUUGCAAGACAAAGAGUAUCAUGAUGUUCAUGCAAUUGCUGGACUUUUAAAAAUGUGGCUCCGUGAAUUACCUGAGAACAUUCUUACAGAGUCCCUGCUGAUAGAAUUUUCUCAAAACUUUUCUGAUCGCCAAAGUAAAGUAUCCAAAGUGGGAAAGUUGGUUUCAUUAUUACCUUUAGUGAAUUACACCCUGUUAAGAUCACUCUGUGCCCAUCUGAUUCGUGUAAUUGAAAACUCAGACCAGAACAAAAUGACCUUAAAAAACAUCAGCAUUGUCUUUUCUGCAACAUUGGAUAUUCCAUCAAGUAUAUUUAACUUACUCUUGGUUGAGUUUGACUAUAUCUUUUUAACUGAUCGAUGCAGCUACCAAACGCCCCCAAAUACAGCCAGUAGACUCCAGUAUUAUUCAUUAAAAAGGGAAGAGGACCGAUUAAGAAGAAAUAGUACUCAUUACCAAGAUAAUACACCCAAGGACUUCAUCUCACUUGAAAAGCAGUUAAAUGGUAUGCAUACAAAUAUUAUUAGUUUGCACUCUUUACUGACUAUUAUUAUAGCUGUCAUUGACGAUAUUCCUAAUCAUGACGAAGAGACUUAUUACAGUGACGGGGAGCUUGAAGUUGCUUAUUUUGCAACUCGCUAUGCAGUUAGUAAACCUGAAGAAGCAGGACUAUGCUUUUAA